UAACACUGAAACCUCGUUUUUCCAGCAUAUUCAAGUUUGCCCCCAAAAUGCUCACCAAGUUCCGAAUCCUUCACCUCUUCACCCAUCGCCUCUCUCCGAGAAUCGCCGCCGGCAAUGGCUCGCAUCGCUUCCUCUACGGCAACCCUCUCUGCACCGCCGUCAAGCCGCCACUGACCCCGGAGUCACCGGAACUCCCAGCUUGGGUCAAGUUCUCCGACAACCCAACCCCUCCAAACGCCGACUCAGACGACGACUUCGUUAUCCCUUCCCUCGCUCACUGGGUCGAUGCCCACAUCCUUGACGCCAAACCCAAACUCGUGACCCCAACAUUCAAUGAAAACAAGCACGACUAUGUCGAAGCAAUCAGUACACUCCUCAAGGAACACCACUCUUCCCCUGAGCUUGUUGCUCAAGCACUUGAUGGACACGGUUUUCAGGUAUCAAACAGUUCCGUUCAGCAGAUUCUGAAGAGAUUCAACAAUGAUUGGGUCCCAGCUUUCGGAUUCUUCACUUGGGCAAAAACGCAAACAGGUUAUGAGCAUUCUCCUGAACUGUACAAUUUGAUGAUUGACAUACUGGGGAAGUCCAAGAAUUUUGAUCUUGUGUGGGAGUUGGUGGAGGAAAUGGCAAAACAUGAAGGGUACGUGACAUUGUAUACAAUGACUAAGGUUUUGAGGAGGCUUACUAAGGCUGGGAAGCAUGAAGAUGCCAUAGCAGCAUUUCGUAGAAUGAAGGAGUUUGGUGUCGACAUGGAUACCGCAGCACUUAAUAUGCUCAUGGACGCUUUGGUGAAAGGAAAUAGUGUUGAACAUGCCCAUGGUGUUCUUUUGGAAUUUAAGAGCUUGAUUCCUUUGAACUCUGGUUCUUUCAAUAUUUUGAUGAACGGGUGGUGCAGAGUUAGGAACUUUGAUCAGGCCCGGAAAGUAAUGGAGGACAUGAAGGAACAUGGGUUUGUCCCUGAUGUUUUCUCGUAUAAUAGCUUCAUUGAAUCGUAUUGCCAUGACAAGGAUUUUCGCAAGGUGGAUCAAGUUUUGGAGGAGAUGAGUGAAAAUGGGUGCCCCCCUAAUGCUGUGACUUAUACUAUUGUGAUGUUUGCUUUAGGGAAAGCAGGGCAACUAAGUCAAGCUUUGGAGGUUUAUGAGAAGAUGAAGAGCCAUGGCAUUGUACCUGACACUCCAUUUUACAGCUCAUUGAUAUUCAUUCUUGGCAAAGCUGGGAGGUUAAAGGAUGCUUGUGAUGUGUUUGAGGAUAUGCCCAAGCAAGGGAUUGUGCGAGAUGUGGUGACUUACAAUACAAUGAUUUCUACUGCUUGUGCGCACUCGCGGGAAGAAACUGCUCUUAGGUUGCUGAAGGAAAUGGAAGAGAGAUCAUGCAAGCCGGAUCUUGAGACGUAUCAUCCAUUGCUCAAGAUGUGCUGUAAAAAGAAGAGAAUGAAGGUGCUCAAGUUUUUGUUGGAGCACAUGUUCAAGAAUGAUUUGAGCCCUGAUUUGGGAACUUUCUCACUUUUGGUACAUGGCCUGCGUAAAAGUGGAAAACUUGAUCAUGCUUGCUCAUUCUUUGAGGAAUUGAUCUCGCGGGGAUUAACUCCGAGGCAUGGCGCGCUCAAGCAAUUGGUAAAAGAUCUGGAGGCCAAGAGCAUGUUAAAAGAGAAGGAACACAUUGAGAAGUUGAUGACACCACCAAGUAUAAGAUUUACUUCAUAGUCAGCAUAAGCUACCUGUAUUUGUCCCUCAUUUCAUCCCAUGCUAUGAAAAUAAAAUAGAGUCGACUUUAAUCUUAUGUUUCUCAGUUCGCGAUAGCCUUUUUUUUCGGUGUUAACUUUCUGGAUAGCCUAGAAUCAACAAUAUCUGGAUGGAAUGAACAUACAAUUUUAGGCAUUGGCUAGCAUGGGUCCAUGGAGCACCACGUUAAAACUUCCCAAACUACUAAACGACCCUCAAUCCCAUUGCAUCUCUCCUUUGGUGGUCUUGCACUGGCAGCUGGGCAAGACGCUGAAUUUAGAUGGGAACAAAAACACAUGAAUAACCUCAUCACAUUUCCAUAUUGCUAUCUCUGGAAGAUGGACCCGAAGUACAAAUACAAUGCUUUUCUUGAUUCUAUGUUUCCAAAAUUAGAGAACUCAUCAUGAAGCCAUUUAAUUUAGAGGUUUGUAUUCACCAAAAAAAAAAGAUUAGAGGCUUUGUAUUGGAUCCUGAUAAGUGUAAUAGUUGUAUUUUCCUUUUUGUAGAAUAAAAUAGAACCUGCUUCCUUGACCA
This is a messenger RNA of Lotus japonicus, 2255 nucleotides long. Its product is annotated as pentatricopeptide repeat-containing protein At3g22670, mitochondrial. NCBI's taxonomy places the organism in Eukaryota, Viridiplantae, Streptophyta, Magnoliopsida, Fabales, Fabaceae. Gene Ontology annotation, molecular function: protein binding. Bases 48 to 1703 code for a protein of 551 amino acids. The transcript has a single exon. The record is from RefSeq and is a predicted model, not a curated record.